Cyprinus carpio (common carp) is the source of this 1852-nucleotide messenger RNA. Its product is annotated as vertebrate ancient opsin-like. Gene Ontology annotation, molecular function: G protein-coupled receptor activity. Bases 528 to 1673 code for a protein of 381 amino acids. Lineage: Eukaryota; Metazoa; Chordata; Actinopteri; Cypriniformes; Cyprinidae. Gene Ontology annotation, biological process: visual perception; G protein-coupled receptor signaling pathway. Gene Ontology annotation, cellular component: membrane; photoreceptor outer segment. The transcript is spliced from 4 exons. The record is from RefSeq and is a predicted model, not a curated record.
UACACGCCUGUUGCGCGUCCAUGGAGCAAUGGCUCGCGCACUCAACUGAAAUACUGAACGACGGGUUCACAGCUGGGACUAAGAAGGGAACAUUUUGCCUCAAGAAUGCAACAAUGUGCAGACAAUGAAGUAGCACAUGAGCGGACACCAAACAGUCAACAUUAAUUUGCAGCGACACGUGCGCUACGACCUCGUGAAAAACUAAUACUAGUUCAUAAGCUCUGAUGGAUACUGCGGAAAUUAAUCAGCAGAACCGUCUGAUUCCUGCCUAGAUAGUCGUCUUGUGUGGCUUUUUGAGCGUCAAGUGGAGCGCAUCUGUCAACAGUCCAGUGCUCUCAAAGGUGAAGCGCGCUGUCAGUCAGAAUCAUCAUCAUCAUCAUCAUCAUCAUCAUCUGUACCAAAUCAUGAAGCUGAUGCGCCGGGCUGCGCUGAGGUGUUAAAUAAAGGAGACUAACGGAUACAUGAAAUGCUCUUACCUCAAGAAAUCCAGCACUGACUCAAAAUAACUUUUCUAAGUAUCCCUAACGAUGUUUUCCGAGCAGGCUGAUUUAAAUCUCAGCUUUAACAUGAGCGAGGAAGACCGGUUAACUCUUCUGGAUGAGGACUGGAGCGACUCGCCAGUGAAGACGCUCUCACGCGCGGGCUUCAUCGUCCUGUCAGUGUUCCUGGGAUUCAUCAUGACUUUCGGCUUUUUCAAUAACUUUAUCGUAUUAGUCCUCUUCUGUAAGUUUAAGACGCUCAGGACGCCAGUUAACGUGCUGCUUCUCAACAUUAGCGUCAGUGACAUGCUGGUGUGUAUAUUCGGGACGACCCUGAGCUUCGCGUCCAGUGUGCGGGGACGGUGGCUGCUCGGACGGCGCGGCUGCAUGUGGUACGGCUUUAUCAACUCCUGCUUCGGCAUCGUAUCUCUGAUAUCCUUGGUGGUUCUUUCUUACGACCGCUACAACACAUUGACGGUGUACCAUAACCGUGGUCCAGACUAUCGCAAACCUCUUCUGGCAGUGGGGGGUUCGUGGCUCUACUCUUUGAUCUGGACGGUGCCCCCUCUUCUGGGCUGGAGUAGUUAUGGGCUGGAGGGUGCAGGAACCAGCUGCUCUGUAUCAUGGACCGAGCGUACCACCCAGUCUCAUGCCUACAUCAUCUGUCUGUUUCUGUUCUGCUUGGGCAUACCAGUGCUCAUCAUGGUCUACUGCUAUGGGAGAUUGCUGUAUGCUGUCAAACAGGUAGGAAAGAUACGCAAGACAGCAGCGCGGAAACGGGAAUACCAUGUUUUGUUCAUGGUUAUCACCACCGUGGUGUGCUACCUUCUGUGCUGGAUGCCAUAUGGUGUCGUGGCCAUGAUGGCUACAUUUGGCCGGCCAGGAAUCAUCUCACCGGUGGCCAGCGUGGUGCCCUCUCUCCUCGCCAAGAGCAGCACGGUCAUCAACCCGCUCAUAUACAUCCUGAUGAACAAACAGUUCUACAGGUGUUUCCGCAUCUUGUUCUGCUGUCAGAGGCGCUUGAUGCAGAACGGUCACUCCUCCAUGCCCUCCAAGACCACAGUUAUCCAGCUCAACCGUAGAGUCGUCAGUAACACUAUUGCCUGCACCGCUCAGAUCUCCACUGGCAUCCACAACCAUGACUGCAGCAUUCCUGCCACAGAGAGGACCAACCCGCCAGAGGUCAUCACCUAACCUGAUCCAUCCCAGCAGCCAUGUUGUGAAGCCUGCCUUGUUGUACUGAAUGUAGCUUUUCAGUGGCAUAUAUAUUUCACUGCUGAGUAGUCAGGUCUUUUGCUGUGCAUGAAGAACCUUGGGUGCUCUCACUUUGCAGUAAAAAAAAAAAAAAAACACACUUGAAAAAUACCAGAGGC